Molecule: messenger RNA, 4244 nt
Organism: Parasteatoda tepidariorum (common house spider)
Lineage: Eukaryota; Metazoa; Arthropoda; Arachnida; Araneae; Theridiidae
Product: protein DENND6A
Cellular component (GO): recycling endosome
Molecular function (GO): guanyl-nucleotide exchange factor activity
Source: RefSeq, a predicted model, not a curated record
AUUCUAUCUAGUUCAGCCAUGUUUCGGAAGGAAAAAAAUCGAUUCAACUUUUUUGUUACUUAACGAACGUUAAAUUUGGCAAUGGAUUUAAACUUUGAGUGAACCCUUAACGUUUGUGUCAGGAAAACAAACAGACCUAGCUACUUGAUUGAAUGACAUGAAUGUAGUUUAUGAUUCCGUUCUUGAAGUUUAUAAUAAUGGAUUUUUCUAGUGAUCAUUCUUCUAACUAUUCGACUGCUAUUGAUGCAGCAUUUCAAUGUAUAACUUCAAGUCACUCUAAUUCUCACAACUUAUCUGAACUUCCAUGGGACAGAUUUUCACGAUGGGUUUAUUGUAUAUGUGUAGUAACUUUCGAUUUAGAACUCGGACAGGCAAUGGAAAUGGUGUAUCCUGCUCAUGUAAAAUUAACAGAAAAAGAGAAAGCAAGUAUAUGUUACAUGGCCUUUCCAGACUCGAAUUCCGGUUGCAUGGGAAAUACACAGUUUUACUUCCGCAUGAGGCAGUGUCCCGUUAGACGACCCAACCUUCAAGUUCAUGAAGAUUUUAACAAAUCUUGUAUGGUGCCCCUUCAGAUAGAUUUUUGUCAUUAUCUGGGGUUUGUGUAUUUUCGACAAGUGAAAGACAAGAGUCUUCCGAGAGGUUACUUUCAGAAAUCUAUGGUAUUGUUAACAAAGCUUCCACUUGUCUCUUUGUUUACCGAAGUUUUAGGAAAAAUUGCACCCUCUUUCUUUUCAAAUGGUGAACCAUGUCUUGAAUCAGCUUGCCAUGAUAUUGACCAAUGGCCACAUCCUGCACCCGGUUUACCACUUAGUCUUCCCUUGAUGGGUAAUGUCUUGCAAGUCUAUAUACCUAGUAGAAUUGAUGCAUCAUCUCCCAUCUCCAGAGAUGAAGAAUCUGAAGAAAACACGGUACAAAUAUAUGAAAAAAUCAAUAUCCCUUCUUCAUAUGAAGUAGACAUCUUUCAGAGCUUUUUACCUGUGUUAUCUCAUAUUCAGUUACUGUGGGAACUUGUAGUUACAUCAGAACCUAUUAUUGUGAUGGCUAGUUCACCUACAAUAACCUGUGAUAUUGUUCAAGCUUUAAUUAGCAUGAUUUGGCCUCUUAAGUACUGUUGUGAUUAUAGACCAUUUUUUACAAUUCAUGAUAGUGAAUUCAAGGAGUAUACAACAAAAGUACAAGCACCCCCUCCAGUGAUACUCGGAGUAACGAACCCUUUUUUUGCUAAAACAUUGCAGCACUGGCCUCACAUCAUUAGAAUAGGAGAUCUUCAAAGUGUGCCCAAUAAACAUAAAAUUAAAAGAGGAGGCAACAUCAAAGUUUUGGAUUCUAAACCAGGUCUGUAUACACAGUAUAAACCAUUUCUGAGCAAAGAUAAGGAUGUUUUGAAACAUAUUUUGAAGGGCAUUCAAUCUGAGCGGCCUGUAGAAGUACAGAAUACUAUUUUGAGGCAUUACCUUUUAGAAUUAACCCAGAGCUUUAUCAUUCCUUUGGAAAGGUAUAUGGCAAGUUUAAUGCCUCUUUUAAAAAAUAUAUCACCUCAUAAAGACACACCUAUGCCUCGACCUUUUAAUCCUGAUGACUUUUUGAAAUCAAUUGAGCAAUCUGGCCCACAGUUAACGAGUGGAAUCAAGGGCAAUUGGAGUGCUCUCUACAGAAGAUUUUUCAGAAGUGCCAACUUUGCUGGAUGGUAUAAUAGUAGGUAUAAAGAAGUAACUUAUAAGCUCCAGGGUUUACAUAUUCAAGCAAUUUCAGAGGCUGAUAUGCUGGAGUGGAUUAAAGACAAGGAAGAAGUGGAAAUAGUUGACUUAGUCUUACGAUUGCGAAACAAACUGGCUGUAGUUGAAAGUGGAAACCUUUCAUUACCCAAAAGAACAGCUGAAAAACUGCAAUCUCAAGUCAGUGCCAUUAUUGCAACUUUGCCCGAUGAUUUGCAAAAUGUGUUAAAAUAAUAUGAACUUACCAAUGUUUUUAAAUUUAUUUAUGUACUGAGAAUUUUUCUAAAAUAUUUAUUUUAUGUAUAUAGUGUAUUGCAUAAUCUUAUUACAUUACUUAACUUCAUUUAUUUCACCAGUUUUUCAUUUGUAAAUGCGCAAUAUCAAGUAGAAUAUAUUUUUUAUAAUCACUGUUUAUAUUUCAUACAUGUAAAUAUUCAUUUUUAUAUAAAAAUAGUGCCUUAUAGUAAUUAAAGCUAUAAGAGAGAAUGCCAUUCUCAUGUACAUUUAUGAUUUGCGUUAUGAAUAAAUGUGUGUCAUUUAUUUUUUCAAUAUUUUAAGGAAAUUUAAAAUAGUAAAUAAAUUAUAUGAAAUCAAUAAUAUUACAGUUGGCUCUCUAUUUAACAACUUUAAAGGGACCCUAUAAAGUUACAUUCAAGUAGCAUUAAACAGAAUUUUUUUAAAAGUUACAUUUAGAGAGCAUUCCUUUAAUAGACUUAGUCAAUAUAGUGGCUUGAUUAAAAAAAAAAAAAUUUAUUUUCUUAAAGGAUUAUUAUUAUUUUUUUUGCUAAUUGGUUUUUGACACAACAGAGGUAAAAACCAUGAAGAUAAUACUUUUUUCUUUAUGUAAUGGUACAGCAGACAAUAAAUUUGUAAUAAAAUUUUCUUUACAAUUUAGAAAUCAUUAUGUACAUAUUUAUUUAUGUAAUUAUUUUAAUAUACUAUCAAACAUAAAUAGUUGUGAUUUAAAUAAGUCUUAAUUUGCGAGAAAGCUAAAAAUUAAAAUAGAAUAUGUUUAAAAAGAUUGCAUGUACCAAUACUGAUAUUGUUACAAUACACCUCUAUGCAAUUCAUAGUUUGUUACUAACUAAUUGAUGAACUACUUAUUUGAUUUUAAAGCUUUUAUUUAACUCACUGCAAACCACAAUUGUAUGCACCUGUUUCACAUAAAAAUUUUGAUUGUUUGCCCUUUGAUUGUUUGAUUGAUUACCUAAUAAACUUAAUGGUAUUAUUCAUAAGUAUGUAAUUUUUUUGUUGUAAAUGAAAUAUAUAUUUAGAAAAGACAGAAGAAACAAAUAGAGCAUAUUAGAAUAAAAUUAUUUAUCAAUAAAGUAAAGCUUAUUUCCUGCACACGAGCUAAAGAAUAAUUUACUUCAUUACUAGAAUAUUAUAAAUAAAAAUUCCAUUAUUCCGUAUGUAAAAUUAAUUCCUAUGCCUUUUAAUAAAAGUUGAAAUAAAAAUUAAUUCAAUAAAAUGAAAGAAGAGAUAUUUAUUAAGCUGCACUUUUCACCUGACAUGUAUGCCCAUAAUAUUCUCUAACAAAAAUUUAUAUUUGCCUUUAAGUAAGGCAUAUAAUAGGAGAGAAUCAAAUUGUAUUGAAGAAAAUUGUUGAAUCGAUCCUUUCAACCUUCUUCUCAAAAAUCUCCCAGACAAACACACUUGGAACAUGUCAAAAUAAAGUGUGUCAAUUAUAUAUUGAGGUGACAUGUCUUAGAAUAACAAGAUCUUCAAAAAUAGCAAGCAACCAGGAAUUUGUCCAAUUGCAUCCAAUUAUAUAAAUUAAAGUUGUUUCAGAGUGAAAUAUUUAGAUAUUAAUAGUUGAAUAUAUAUUGUGAAGUAGAAAUUUAGACAAUUUUCAUAUUUAUUUUGCUUAAGAUGUAUGGAAUUAUAAUAUUAUGUUGUAUCAAUAUUCUUAAAACAUUUUUUGCUAAGUAUCUUUCAAAACUUAUUUUUUAAAAUUUUAAUUAGUAGAAAUGAAAAAAGAAAAUACCAAAGAAAUUGGACUUGCAUUUAACAGAAAUCCAACUGAAACAUAACUAAAUAACUUUGAAACAUAACUAAAUUGCUUUUCAAAUGAAUGGACUGAAAAUACCCCCAAAAUACAUACUGUUAUCUACCAAAUUAAAAAAGGUCUUCACCAUGCUAUGAUAAUUAUGUCAUACAAUACACAUAAGAUUCUAUAAGGUAAAAAAUAUGUUCUUGAAUAAUCUUGAUUUAUAUUUUGACACUGGUGAUCCUUCUUAAAUGAAAUGAUUUGUCUAAAAAUAAUUUUACAUUUCCUUUAUUACUUUGAUAACUAAAGAAUAAAUUGUAUUGAAAUAACUAUCAAAUUAUAUCCAGUCUAAUUGGAGUUUCCUUUAAAAUGAAUUGAUUUCUAUAUUAUCUUAUACUGCUUAACUUUUAUGUUACUCUUCUAAUAUUCCCCUCUUUUAUUUCUUUAUUAAAUUCACCUUGUAAUGUAUCUAAUUAAUAUUUGAAUUACUUGGUUGAUGGUGUUCAUAGAGAUGCAAAUAAAUUCUUUAUUUCACUUUA